GUGCCACUCCUGCUCAGCCCCAUUCCCUCCAGCCAAGCAUGACCAGCUCCAGCCAUGUGGGGCUGAUUGGUGGCAGGAGCUCUGGGCUCCCUCCUCCUAUCCUCACUGUAGUCCUGCACUCCGGCAGCCAUUCUCCACAUGUGACAUCUACAAAAGGCAGAAAGUCCUUCUGCUCAUGGCCACUGGAACAAAUAGAGGCAAUCUGGGAUGCUGAGGUUCUGCCUUUUGCCCAGCUUUAAGAACAAGACCUGGGCACUGCUUUUGCCAUGCCGCUGGAUGUACCGACACCUGCUGGGAUGAGGUUUUUCCUCCAGUAUGCCGGCUGUUUUUUUGCUUUUUUCUCUACUGGCUUUUUGAUAGCAUCUACCUGGACAGAUUGCUGGAUGGUGAAUGCUGACGAUUCCCUGGAGGUGAGUACAAAAUGCCGUGGUCUGUGGUGGGAAUGUGUCACAAAUGUUUUUGAUGGGAUCCAAACAUGUGAUGAGUACGACUCCAUCUUCGCUGAGCACCCUGUGAAGCUGGUGCUGACCCGAGCCAUGAUGAUCACAGCAGAUAUCCUGGCAGGAUUUGGAUUUCUCUUCCUUGUCCUGGGACUGGACUGUGUGAAAUUCCUUCCAGAUGAGCCACUUAUCAAGCUGCGCAUCUGUCUGGUGUCUGGAGUUACCUUGCUCAUUGCAGGUCUCCCAGGCAUCACGGGAUCAGUGUGGUAUGCCAUUGAUGUCUACGUGGAGCGCACAUCUCUGGUCUUCCACAACGUCUUUCUGGGCAUCCAGUACAAGUUUGGCUGGUCGUGCUGGCUCGGCAUGGCGGGAUCACUGGGCUGCUUCUUAUCUGGGUCCCUGCUCACCUGCUGCAUGUACCUCUUCAGAGAGACCAGCUCUGGAAGGCUCCACUCUGCAUACUCCUUGAGGAAAGGCUAUUCCUCUGCUGGGACGAUCGUAACAAAUGUGCAUUUGCCAUCCUCACAAACAGCAACUGCCAAAAUGUAUGCCAUGGACACAAGAGUGUGAGAAGGAGGCAGAGACAUCAGAAGGAGCUCCACUCCAGUGGACUGUGCAGGGACUUGAGCUCCUAUGGUUGUGGUAUA
Phasianus colchicus (ring-necked pheasant) is the source of this 1087-nucleotide messenger RNA. RefSeq names its product claudin 16 (gene CLDN16). Gene Ontology annotation, molecular function: structural molecule activity. NCBI's taxonomy places the organism in Eukaryota, Metazoa, Chordata, Aves, Galliformes, Phasianidae. The record is from RefSeq and is a predicted model, not a curated record. Gene Ontology annotation, cellular component: bicellular tight junction; membrane.